AAUUAAUACUAACUUCCACAGAAAACUUUCAAAUCAAAUCGAAAAAAAAUCAAAGUCCAAAAAUCAUUUGGCAGAAGUAAACAUACAACUCAACUACUUGCAUACAUAUACCAUAUUUAAAUUAGCCAGUAAACCCUAAUUGGUAUAAAACUUAACUAUAAUUGUACUUACCGAACCCGCUUUAAGAUGUCCUUGACUAACACGGCAUCCAAAAACAUAGUCCAACCAUCGCAGCCAUUUUUGCGCCGCUGCUUAACACUAUUACUAGAACUGAGCUUUCGCACACACCUGCUUAUUUCCAUUGCACUGCGCCUGCUGCUUAUCACCUAUGGCCACUGGCAUGACGCGCACUCCGCGGUGCCUUAUACAGAUAUAGACUAUAAAGUGGUUACAGAUGGCGCACGUCAUGUGCUGAAAGGUGAGACGCCUUUUAACCGGCACACCUACCGUUAUAGUCCCAUUUUGGCAUACAUGCAAAUACCAAAUGUGCUGUUGCAUCCAGUCAUCGGCAAAGUCAUCUACGCUGCAUUUGAUAUAUUUGUAGCGAUACUCAUCUAUAUGCUUGUGCGCCUUCAACUGCAAGUGCAAUGUCGCAAAGCCGUGCACGCUUUGCUGAGUAAAUUUGGUAAAAUAAGGUCGGCACAGCACUACAGCGAAACAGAUGCGCGCAAUCGUCCGGAGAAUAUUGCACGCGCAUCCGCUUGCUUUUGGCUCUACAACCCGCUAACAGCUAUUAUAUCGACUAGAGGUAACGGUGAUAGCUUCUCAAGCUUUUUUGUCAUACUCGCUGUGUAUCUACUAGUCAAGUCGGAGGAUACGGAACGUGGUGCCAAUUGGUUGAUCUUCGCUGCGGGCUUGGUGCAUGGCUUUGCCAUACAUCUGCGCCUAUAUCCGCUGCUCUUUAGCCUCGCCUACUAUCUCUGCUUGUCAACGAGUCUAACACGCAGUGCACGCGAUCUUCUACGGCAACUAAUAUUUCCCUCAUACAAACAGGUGUUGCUAGUUGUGGGCACAUGUGUUGCCCUCUUUGCUGUUACCGGUUUCUUCUACUUCAUCUACGGUUGGCAGUACAUAUAUGAAGCGUAUUUGUAUCAUUUUGUGCGACGGGAUGUGCGACAUAACUUUUCGUUGUACUUUCUGGUGCAAUAUCUGAGCGGAAAUGCGAUGGAAAUGUCACUCGUUGAGAAGUUGUUAAUUUUGGCUCCACAAUUAUUUUUGCUACUCUAUUUGAGCUUCAGCUUUGGCCAAUUUCGACAAACCUUAACCUUCUGUGUAUUUGCGCUGGCGUUUGUUAUGGUAACCUUUAACUCGGUGGUGACUUCGCAGUACUUUGUCUGGUAUCUGGCGCUGUUGCCGCUUUGCCUCAACAAUUUGCAAUCGAUUUCAGUGAUGCGUGCGAUUAGCUACUUUAGUAUGUGGUUGUUGGCGCAGGGACUAUGGCUCUUGCCUGCAUAUCUUUUUGAAUUCAGGACGUGGAACACAUUCUACUGGAUCGGCGCACAAGGUGUUUUAUUCUUCUUAAUCAACAAUUAUCUAUUAAUGCGGUUGAUUGAACACUAUAGCUUUACAUCAUUUAAGGUGAACUUCAAAAAGCUAUUCUAAUCGCAUGCAAAUACAAAUAUAAAAAUAUUAAAACCAAAUAUAAAAAUAAUACUUACUUAUUUGCA
This is a messenger RNA of Rhagoletis zephyria (snowberry fruit fly), 1667 nucleotides long. It is a transcript of the gene PIG-M, whose product is annotated as Phosphatidylinositol glycan anchor biosynthesis class M. NCBI's taxonomy places the organism in Eukaryota, Metazoa, Arthropoda, Insecta, Diptera, Tephritidae. Gene Ontology annotation, biological process: GPI anchor biosynthetic process. Gene Ontology annotation, cellular component: membrane; glycosylphosphatidylinositol-mannosyltransferase I complex. The record is from RefSeq and is a predicted model, not a curated record. Gene Ontology annotation, molecular function: alpha-1,4-mannosyltransferase activity; GPI mannosyltransferase activity.